GGCCGGGAUCCGGAGCCGCCCGAGAUCGCCGCCGCAGUCCCCGGCGCACCUGGGGAGCAGAGAGCGGUGAGCGGUGAGCGGGAUCUUUGGAAGUUGGGUUCCUGGUUCACCUUGGACCGUGCUCCGAGGCCACUUUGAGGACCUGGCAGCAUCCUAGACCCCUGUUCUGCUAGGGUCCCUAGGCCGGACUUCCUGCAGCUCUUUGCACAUUCCCUGGGACUCAGCUGCGGCCUAGUAGGAAGACCAAACAACCUCCUUUGCUGUCUCUUCUCCCCAUCACCCAGCCUUCAAACUCUGGGCAUGGAAAGCUGCUUGGAACCAUCUGGGACCUACAGAAGAUCUAAGCUCCGUCCUUUCAGCAACGCGCGCGCGCACACACACACACACACACACACACACACACACACACAAAGUCUAGCCAGGGAGGGGCUUGUGGGAGGACAGUCUGUUGGUCUGCAUCUAUGAACCCAUUCUAUAACUGGGAAAAUAGAGACUUCCGGCGUUAUUAUGACCAGUUCCCUGGUGACAUGCUCUGUGUGUCUUUUGGGAGGGGAGAGCUGAUCCAGAUAUCUCUGUCCCACAGACAUGUCCUUCCGAAAAGUUGUGCGGCAGAGCAAAUUCCGGCAUGUAUUCGGUCAGCCGGUCAAGAAUGACCAGUGCUAUGAAGACAUUCGAGUGUCCCGAGUUACCUGGGACAGUACCUUCUGCGCAGUCAACCCCAAGUUCCUGGCAGUGAUUGUGGAAGCCAGUGGCGGGGGUGCCUUUAUGGUGCUUCCUCUAAACAAGACAGGCCGUAUUGACAAGGCCUACCCAACAGUGUGUGGGCACACAGGACCUGUUCUGGACAUCGACUGGUGUCCCCAUAACGAUGAAGUCAUUGCCAGUGGAUCAGAGGACUGCACUGUCAUGGUGUGGCAGAUUCCAGAGAAUGGGCUGACCUCUCCUCUGACAGAGCCAGUAGUGGUGCUUGAGGGGCAUACCAAGCGUGUGGGCAUCAUCACCUGGCACCCCACAGCCCGAAAUGUGCUUCUCAGUGCAGGUUGUGACAAUGUGGUGCUUAUCUGGAAUGUGGGCACUGCAGAGGAGCUGUACCGCCUGGACAGCUUGCACCCUGACCUCAUCUACAACGUGAGCUGGAACCACAAUGGCAGCCUCUUUUGCUCAGCUUGCAAGGACAAGAGCGUCCGAGUCAUUGACCCCAGGCGGGGCACCCUGGUGGCAGAACGGGAGAAGGCUCACGAGGGAGCCCGGCCCAUGCGGGCCAUCUUUCUGGCUGAUGGGAAGGUGUUCACCACUGGUUUCAGCCGCAUGAGUGAACGGCAACUGGCACUCUGGGACCCAGAAAACCUUGAGGAGCCCAUGGCCCUGCAGGAGCUGGAUUCAAGCAAUGGGGCUUUACUGCCCUUCUACGACCCAGACACCAGCGUGGUCUAUGUCUGUGGCAAGGGUGACUCCAGCAUCCGGUACUUUGAGAUCACAGAUGAGCCCCCCUACAUCCACUUCCUGAAUACAUUUACCAGCAAAGAACCCCAGAGGGGUAUGGGUAGCAUGCCUAAAAGGGGCUUGGAGGUCAGCAAGUGUGAAAUUGCCAGGUUCUACAAACUGCAUGAGCGCAAGUGUGAGCCCAUAGUCAUGACUGUGCCAAGAAAGUCUGACCUCUUCCAGGAUGAUCUGUACCCUGACACAGCAGGACCUGAGGCUGCUCUUGAGGCAGAGGAUUGGGUGAGCGGUCAGGAUGCUGAUCCAAUCCUCAUCUCACUACGGGAAGCUUAUGUGCCCAGUAAACAACGGGACCUGAAGGUCAGCCGGCGCAAUGUACUGUCGGACAGCAGGCCUGCCAGUUACAGCCGCUCCGGAGCCUCCACAGCUACUGCAGUGACUGAUGUUCCCAGUGGCAACCUUGCUGGGGCUGGUGAAGCUGGGAAGCUGGAAGAGGUGAUGCAGGAGCUUCGGGCACUUCGAGUACUGGUCAAGGAACAGGGGGAGCGUAUCAGCGCCCUGGAGGAGCAGCUGGGCCGCAUGGAGAAUGGUGAUACAUAG
Grammomys surdaster is the source of this 2040-nucleotide messenger RNA. RefSeq names its product coronin 1B (gene Coro1b). The record is from RefSeq and is a predicted model, not a curated record. The transcript is spliced from 11 exons. Gene Ontology annotation, biological process: cell migration; actin filament organization. Gene Ontology annotation, molecular function: actin filament binding. Bases 586 to 2040 code for a protein of 484 amino acids. Lineage: Eukaryota; Metazoa; Chordata; Mammalia; Rodentia; Muridae.